Linnemannia hyalina is the source of this 1656-nucleotide messenger RNA. Lineage: Eukaryota; Fungi; Mortierellomycota; Mortierellomycetes; Mortierellales; Mortierellaceae. The record is from the annotation of a GenBank genome assembly.
AUGGAACAAGAGGGCGUCCCAGUUAUCCAGGCACUGUGCCAUGCGCAUCUUGACUCUCCCAGCACCUCGUCCCCAGGAGUCAUUGUUUACGUCGACACCCACUUGGACCCAUUGACGCCCCAUCAAGUUGCUGCGCUAGAUACCGCUAUCGACACCGAGCCUGCCUCAUUACAAGAAAAUAUCAUGGAUACACCACCAGCGUCAUCUCAGGAGCAGAAGAGCAAAACCGACGACAGUACCGACAGUACCGCAAAUACCAUCUCGUCUAUCCAACAGGAGUCGGUGUCUAGUGUUGAAGAGGCAGCAGUGGACAACGGCGCAGAUAUCGGCAACUUUGCUUCCAGCGAAUCAGUUCGACAAACGGAAGCAUUACUGUGCGACGUCAUGUCAGCUGUUGCGAUCGAAACGCCAACAUCUUCCGAAGUCGACAACAAACUACAGGUGCAAGCACCGCAGGAGUCUGCGUCCAUCAUCUCCACGGACUUUACCCAAACGAGCAUCAAUGCCAAUCUCGGCGACAAGGACGCUCAGGUGACUCUUGGAGACAUGUACAAUGAAGGCAAGGGCGUGCAACAAGACUAUAAAGCCGCUAUGGAAUGGUACCUCCGAGCCGCCGAACAAGGAGAUGCCGUUGGUAUGUGCAAAGUAGGCGUCCUCUAUGAUCAUGGACUCGGUAUCACACAGGACCACUCCACAGCGCUCACCUGGUAUCUCAAAUCUGCAGACCAAGGAAACGCCCAGGCCCAAUCCAACAUUGGUUAUUGCUACCACUUUGGUCAAGGAGUCCCUCUGGAUUAUUCGAAAGCGAUGGAGUGGUUCCUUAUAGCCGCUGGUCAAGGAAACGCAGAUGCGCACAUACACAUCGGCAAUAUGUAUAACGACGGUCUUGGUGUUCCCCAAGAUUUCACCCAAGCAUUGGAGCGGUACCACAAGGCUGCCGAACAGAACGACUCCUAUGCCCAAACUAACAUCGGACACUACUACCGAUUCGGACAAGGAGUGGUGCAGGAUUUCUCCAAGGCGAUGGAGUGGUACCUCUUGGGUGCCAACCAAGGAAACGCAGACGCACAGAACCACAUCGGCAAUAUGUAUAACGACGGUCUUGGUGUACCGCACGAUUACUCCCAAGCAUUCGACUGGUACAGCAAAGCCGCCGCACAGGACUAUCAACACGCGCAACAUAACCUCGGUGGACUGUAUCAUGACGGUGCGGGAGUGAUGCAGGACUAUUCCAAGGCAAGGGAAUGGCUUGCUAAGGCGGCCGAGCAAGGAAACGUACAUUCGCAGUACCACCUCGGAUGCUUGUACCAUGACGGACAAGGAGUGGAACAGGAUUAUGUUCAGGCGAUGACAUGGUACCGCAAAGCUGCUGAUCAAGAUUACAUGAAUGCACAAUACAGCAUUGGGCGCAUGUACCAGAACGGUCACGGUGUGCCUGUAGACUACUCGCAAGCAUCGGUGUGGCUCCUCAAGGCUGCCAAGGAAGGCCACAACGAGGCUCAGUACGCCGUUGGGAGACUGUAUGAGUACGGUGAUGGAGUACCGCAGGAUGUUACGACAGCGAUGGAGUGGUAUCUGAAGGCUGCCAAACAGUGUAGCUGGGAGGCGCGGACCCGCCUUGCGUAUUUGCACCGACAGGGAUCCUAUUUCUUUUGA